CGAAUUAAGUGCCAUCUCCCUAGCCUAUAUAAAAGGCAUAAGCAUGAGUGACACUAAUAAUCAAAAUAAAAGAGAAUAAUUUUAAGAUGACGUCUUCAAUGGUCUCUUCCAUGGCUCUCUUUCUCCUUCUUCUUCUUGUGUUUCCGCAUAUGGAUAAAGCCCUUGGCGCACAAGAGGGAGUCCAGAAACAAAGUGGAGAAGACACUUACCAACCUAAUCGCCGCGGGUUUCCUCCGAUUCGUGUUCCUGGGAUUCCUGGCCGUACUCCAAAAUUUCCGCCAAUUCCGAAAUGUCUUCCAAAACACGCCCACGUCCCCUUUUGUAAAGGUAAAAUCGAGUUUCCUCCUCCUCCGCCCAAGAGGCCUUAAUUUCAAAGGCACACAAGGAGGACCUGGUCAUUGACCUCACUCUAGAAUGCGUGUGUGUGCACAUGUUUCUUACAUUGUGGUUUGGUUUGUGGUUUAUAUAUGUUCUUGUUUAUCUAUCUAUGCAUGUGUUUGUCAUAUUUUUAUUGAACCGCCGCUGUAAUAAAUAAAAACUUGUAUUUCCUUUUGUGUUCAA
Messenger RNA from Capsella rubella, 561 nucleotides. RefSeq lists its product as uncharacterized. The coding region runs from base 87 to 368 and encodes 93 amino acids. The record is from RefSeq and is a predicted model, not a curated record. The transcript is spliced from 2 exons. NCBI's taxonomy places the organism in Eukaryota, Viridiplantae, Streptophyta, Magnoliopsida, Brassicales, Brassicaceae.